AUCUAGCUAACGUUAGCUAUAGCCAUUUUACUUGGUGCAUUUGGUUGUUGUAAACCGAAGUAAAAUAAUGGUUAAGCAGAUAGGAAAGGAUUUGGAUGGGAUCAUUGGGGUGUAUGUAGUUUUGUGUCACGAGGGUGCUUGUUGCGUUGUGUAGUAAAGGUGGGGAGGUAGCACUUGGGUCUUGCUGCCGUCUGUUUACCUAGCCAACUGAAUUUGCAACACCAGCAUAUACACAUUAGGAUGUCCAUGAAGCAAGUUCAUCGGGCCUGAGCAUGGACCACCGACAAUGCUAGGGCUACCAUGGGCAGCGUCACACUGCGCUACUUCUGCUAUGGUUGCCUCUUCACCUCUGUGACCUGGUCCGCCCUGCUCUUCCUCUACUUCAGCCUGAGCCAGGACGGCGGCCGGCCCUCCUUCAGGAAUGUGCCCAUCCAGGGGCCACAGGCCAAACGCUUCCACUCGCGCUUCACCAGGAGCCCUGGAGGAGGCCAAGAGCAAGGCAUCAAGGCAGUCCCUGCAGCAAGAGGCAACAAAAAGGCCGAUCUCUCUCCGGAGAUGGGUAUGAUUUUUAAUGAGCAAGACCAGGAGGUUCGAGACAUGGGCUAUCACAAGCACGCUUUCAACGUACUCAUCAGCAAUCGACUGGGCUUCCACCGAGACCUCCCCGACACUAGGGACGACAGGUGCCGAGAUGGGAUCUAUCCUCUGUCCCUCCCCACGGCCAGCGUAGUGAUCUGCUUCUUCAACGAGGCGUUCUCCGCCCUCCUGCGCACCGUGCACAGCGUUCUAGAUCGCACGCCUGCCUACCUGUUGCAUGAGAUUAUACUGGUGGAUGACAGCAGUGAACUAGCUGACCUGAAGGGAGACCUGGACAUCUAUGUCCAGCUCAACCUCCAGGGCAAGGUCAAGGUGGUCCGCAACGAGAAGAGAGAAGGACUGAUCCGAGGGAGGAUGAUAGGGGCCUCUCAUGCCACAGGGGAGGUGCUGGUGUUCCUCGACAGCCACUGCGAGGUAAACGAGGCGUGGCUGCGGCCCCUGCUGACACCCAUCCAGCGGGACCGCAAGUCGGUGGUGUGUCCCGUCAUCGACAUAAUUAGCGCCGACACGCUGGCCUACAGCCCCUCCCCCAUCGUCCGGGGGGGCUUCAACUGGGGGCUGCACUUCAAGUGGGACCCUGUGCCCGCCUCAGAGCUCAACGGCCCCGAAGGAGCACUGGGCGCCAUCAGGUCCCCCACCAUGGCCGGUGGUCUGUUUGCCAUGGACAGGAAGUACUUUAACGAGCUGGGCCAAUACGACAGCGGCAUGGACAUCUGGGGAGGCGAGAACCUCGAGAUCUCCUUCCGGAUAUGGAUGUGUGGGGGCCAGCUCCUGAUCAUUCCCUGUUCACGGGUUGGUCAUAUAUUUCGUAAACGGCGGCCCUACGGGUCACCCGGAGGUCAGGACACCAUGGCCCACAACUCCCUGCGCUUGGCCCACGUAUGGAUGGAUGAAUACAAGGAGCAGUACUUCAACCUGAGGCCGGAGCUCCGGGAACGCGCCUACGGUGACAUCAGCGAGCGGCAGGCGGUGCGCCAACGGCUGCAGUGCCACUCUUUCAAGUGGUACCUGGACACCAUCUACCCCGAGAUGCAGGUGGCCUCAACCCACAACAAGCCUCAGCAGCCUGUGUUCGUCAACAAAGGUCUCCGCCGGCCCAAAGUUCUGGAAAGAGGCCGGCUGCGGAACCUGCAGGCUGACAAGUGUCUGGUGGCUCAGGGGAGGCCAAGCCAGAAGGGGGGUGCCGUGGUGCUGAGGGCCUGUGACACACACAACCUAGAACAGGAGUGGGCCUAUGAUGAGGAGCACGAGUUGAUCCUGACUGGCCUGCUGUGUCUGGACAUGUCCGAAAUCCGCUCGUCUGACCCGCCCCGUCUCAUGAAGUGUCACGGCUCAGGAGGCUCCCAGCAGUGGACCCUGGGGAAGAGCAACCGGCUAUAUCAAGUCUCAGUGGGCCAAUGCCUGGCCGUGGUCGACACAAUCAGCCCCAAGGGAUACGUUGCCAUGGCGAUCUGUGAUGGCUCUCAGUCCCAGCAGUGGCAGUUGGAGGGCUGAUGUUGAUACGCCGCGACUAGUAAGGUUCCAGACAUUGACUGCCCCCCUCUGGAUGGAGGGGGGAAUACUGCACGCUGCUGCUGUGACAAGGAAAGGGGGAUGGAACUAAUUAUACGGACUGUGUUCUUGGAGAAUGAAUGCUGUUUGUCUUCAUAACUGGUUCCAGCCUCCCUGAAGUGCACAGAGUGAGUACACUGUAGUCUCAACCGCAUUUGUAUGACUUCCCCUCUUGGAAAUUAGUACUCCAUUUUUUCCCCUGAGAACAAUUCCUUGUCAUAUGUGUUAGAAUGUGUCAUGCAAGUGAUAAAAAAAAAAAGAAGAAAAGAAAGUACAAUCAUGUUUAAAUGAAUUUUAUCCAAUUUGCACAGCAGUCUUGCAUUAGACAAUUAAUAUUGUGUAAGUCCCAAAAAGGUGUUAACUAAGAACUUUGGACUACCGGUAUUAGGACCCUGGUUUUAGAGUAAUUUUAUUCUGUACUUAUUACAAUCUGUUAUUAAAGUGGAAUUGGCAGCGUUUUAACUACUUUUCAGAUAUGAAACAGACAACUUCAUAAAGGUUUAUGACUGAAAAUUCCAUGACGUACAGUAAGCCAUUGUUGGCAGAAUAGCUGGAUGCAGUUCAAUAUAAUUCACCAAUACCAGAAAUAUUGCAAAUAUUGCACAGCUGGCCUACUACACUAUAGUUUGCUGCAUCCACCCAAUCAGGAUGCACUGUUUUAGUUUCAAUGACUCAAUAUUUUGGACAAAAAUAACUAAGGCUGGGAAUGUCAAUACAAUCAAACUAGCAAUGAUCA
Messenger RNA from Salvelinus sp. IW2-2015, 2884 nucleotides. Its product is annotated as polypeptide N-acetylgalactosaminyltransferase 11. Gene Ontology annotation, molecular function: polypeptide N-acetylgalactosaminyltransferase activity; Notch binding. NCBI's taxonomy places the organism in Eukaryota, Metazoa, Chordata, Actinopteri, Salmoniformes, Salmonidae. The record is from RefSeq and is a predicted model, not a curated record. Gene Ontology annotation, cellular component: Golgi apparatus. Gene Ontology annotation, biological process: regulation of Notch signaling pathway; protein O-linked glycosylation.